AUAAUAUAAUCAUUGGCAGUUCGCCCUUCCAAAGCAAAACGCGGGGCGCGAUAUAUAGCUUGAAAGUUGCGAGGUCGUUUCGUUGUGAACAGUUCACGCAAUACGAGACCUCACGCCGUCACUUCUAAACUUUAAGAUUCAAGAUGUGGUUCGCGUAUUUCACUACAAUGGUGGCGUUGGCGACGGUAGCCAGCGGGUUCCGUCACGGCGCGCCAGAGAGUGCUUGUAAGCACAUGACCCCGGGGCAUGGGGUGCCGCCCCAGUCGACGAUUCCGCCAUACGUUAUAACCCCCAGUACCAAGACUGUCAAAGCCGGCACCCCCAUGGAAGUGACGAUCUCUGGCAAGUCCAGUAAGGACACCAUCCGAGGGAUCAUGCUGCAAGUACGCGGCUCUGACGACAAAAUCGUGGGAACCUUCAAGGUGGAUCCUCAAGACUCUAUCUCCCAGCCCAUGAAGUGCGAUGCCCAAGGAGACACUGUAACGCACAAGUUGCACGAUGAGAAGGACGACAAACAGACCGUCUACUACACCUGGACCCCUCCAGCUGGCUACAAUGAUAUUGUCAAAUUCAGGGCUACCAUCGUUAAGACCGGCGAAGUUUUUUGGGUCGGCUUAGAAUCUGCGCCCGUUAAAGUGACCCUUUAAAUUAAUUACAAGUGAAUCAAGUUCGCAAAACCUUAUUUUUAUUAAAAAUGCUGUGACAUUUAAUUUAUAGUGUAUAUUUUACGUAAAAUAAACAAUUUUCGAUAAA
This is a messenger RNA of Bicyclus anynana (squinting bush brown), 753 nucleotides long. RefSeq names its product putative defense protein Hdd11 (gene irp2). The transcript is spliced from 5 exons. The coding region runs from base 144 to 647 and encodes 167 amino acids. NCBI's taxonomy places the organism in Eukaryota, Metazoa, Arthropoda, Insecta, Lepidoptera, Nymphalidae. Gene Ontology annotation, molecular function: oxidoreductase activity, acting on metal ions. The record is from RefSeq and is a predicted model, not a curated record.